Cyprinodon tularosa is the source of this 2053-nucleotide messenger RNA. Its product is annotated as glucose-induced degradation protein 4 homolog. Bases 216 to 869 code for a protein of 217 amino acids. Gene Ontology annotation, cellular component: extrinsic component of membrane; GID complex. Lineage: Eukaryota; Metazoa; Chordata; Actinopteri; Cyprinodontiformes; Cyprinodontidae. The transcript is spliced from 6 exons. Gene Ontology annotation, biological process: negative regulation of gluconeogenesis; proteasome-mediated ubiquitin-dependent protein catabolic process; protein catabolic process in the vacuole. The record is from RefSeq and is a predicted model, not a curated record.
CAGCCAAUGGGAGAGCGCGAUGCUCCCGCUAGAGCGCAGCAACGAAGUCCGCUCUACUUCUCCUGAGAGCCUUGGCAAACUGUGCUCUAGCGGAGAUAAAUGGGUGUUUGAAUGGUUUUGGAUGUACCCAGCGCUCCUUCAGCUGUCCGUAGAAGCGAGCGGAGUCCUCCGCCAGCACGGCUAUUGACUGCGGUAGGUGAGCAGCCAGCGAAGCCAUGCCAGUCCCCGCUGGAUACCUCAGCGCCUCCCUCGCGGCCUUCUCAUCCUCGGCCUCGCUUAUCCCACCGCCGCCGAUAAACACCCAGCAGCCGGGCGUCGUCACCUCGCUCCUGUACAGCGGCUCCAAAUUUAGAGGCCAUCAGAAAAGCAAAGGAAACUCUUAUGAUGUGGAGGUUGUUUUGCAGCACGUCACCAUGGAAGAUUCCUACUUGUGUGGCUACUUGAAGAUCAAGGGAUUGACAGAAGAAUAUCCAACUCUGACAACCUUUUUCGCUGGAGAGAUCAUCAGCAGGAAGCGGCCGUUUCUCACCAGGAAGUGGGACGCAGAUGAAGAUGUGGAUCGAAAGCACUGGGGCAAGUUCCAGGCCUUUUACCAAUACGCAAAGACCUUCAACUCUGAUGAGUUCGACUAUGAAGACCUGAAGAACUCUGAUUAUAUCUUCAUGAGGUGGAAAGAGCAGUUUCUGGUUCCUGAUCACACCAUCAAGGACAUCAGUGGGGCUUCCUUCGCCGGCUUUUACUACAUCUGCUUCCAGAAGUCCACAGCCACAAUCGAGGGCUAUUACUACCACAGGAGCUCUGAAUGGUACCAGUCCCUGAACCUCACCCAUGUUCCUGAGCACAGUGCAGCAAUCUAUGAGUUCCGGUGACCACUGUCAGCUUCCAGGAUCUUUCUAUUGUUGGGAAAGCAGAAGGUCUGCGGAUGCUGCUGAGAAGUUAAAGGACGCCAACCUGCAAUGACAGAAACGCUUGGAGACCUGCACAUGCUCACAUUUUCCUAAACGAGCACCAUGAAUGUAUGGAUGCAGGCGGAACAGGUGGAAUGUGCUUUUGUGCCUCCCGGCAGGAGUUUGAGAAGCUGGAACCAGCAGCUAGGACUGGGUGUGGUUCCUGUAGAGUUUCCCUUUCCUCCAUUGUUUUAACGUCUGGUUUUUAAAGCGCUUGGCUCAGUAUAGCGAGACUCUUUCUAAGCCUUGUUGGGAUUUCUCCUUUCCUGAUUUGCCACAAGGAACAGCUCAAGCUUUGGUGCAGAAAGAGCAGCUUGCACACAUUGAACUGCUGCUGGACAAGGAUUCUUCUACGGAGUCCGAUCCGAUUACUGGACAGAACCAGCAAGUCUGGGAAGACGAAGAGCAGGAGAGAAGGUGACGGUCGGAAAGUCUAAAUGGUGACAGAGUAUUUUUAAGCUAAAGUUGUUUGUUGGUCUGCCAAGAGUAUAUUUUCUUAUUUUACUGAUUGAGCAGCGAGAGGCACUUUUUUAAAAAAAAGGUACAAUCUGGGAGAUUCCUGAAAUAAGCUUUUCUCUAUUUUCAUCCAGCUGCUUUUUGAGAUUCUUCUCAUUUAGGAUUGUUGUGGAUUUUCUCUUCAUUCUGAGUCAGCUCUACAUGUGUCUAUGAGGCUUAUAGUUGGGCUUUUAAAGCAGGUCAGGUUUUUAUCGGUGAAGGUUCCCAACCAGAACAAUCCUGUAAAAGUAUUAAAAGGAGGAAAUUCUACCAUCAGCAUUAAACUGAGCAUCAUGUUAAUUUUCCUCCCUGUUUUUCUCCACGGCUAUGCAACACUUUAUUGAAAGCAAACAUUAUUACACCCAGAGGAUUCAGAGGUGAAGUUUUAUUCUGUUCCUAAAAUAUAUACGAUCUACCUUCAUUAAAGAGACUAUUUUUGUGAAAGAGUCUGUUAACAAAGCCCAUCCCUGAUGUUGUUUCUCUGCUAUGUCAUAGUGCCAUGGUUUUCAAGCUCACCACAGCUGCAACAAGUUGAUUUGAGGAAUGCGUGGGAAUAAAGGUUGGAGUGACUGUAAGGAGUGAAUCAUUUAAAUUAAAAAGAAAAAUCCAAA